GUCGGCCACCUCGAAAUCGAUUCUUGGGCAGCAUUUGCGUCAGGGCAUGUUGACUGUGGGUCUGAACUACUGCAUCAGGAUGGGGACCUGCAUGCGGCCGUUCCAGAUUUGAGGCAAUCAUGAUUCCCCGGGUGAUUGUAUUUGACUGGAGCUCUUCUUCCCUCCUCGAUUCCCCCCUCGCUUUCCCCUCUUUUCUCCCCUUGCUUGAUAACUAUCUCGCAAGGGAUGGGGAAAAGCGAUUAUUCUCGAACAGUGGUGGGCAGUGACUCGGGGUAUGGAGGGGACGAAGCGACGGACCGGUCGUCUUCUUCCCUGCACCCUCUAGAAGUCCGAAAGGGCUACCAGAUCGGUCCGUGUGCAAAGCUCCAUAUUGGCGAUGUCUUUGAGUUUCUUUGGGCCGACUGCCCAGAGUUUGAAUACGAGUGGAAGUGUCUCGGUUACACCAGAUUCAUUGUGCUUCGCCAUUCCGACAGCUUCCCCAUGCACUGCGCCUGCGUACCAAUAUCCGUAGGCGGCAAAAGAAACUUCGCGAAACCGGGCAUCGACACAUUACAGCAAGGACAUGUCUACGCCUCGGGCCAGGGAGAAAGGGACCGCGACCGCGACAGCGCAGAUCCGCAGACACCCAGCCAGCACGAGGCGCGCCAUCCGACACUCCCCUACUCGCCCGUUGGCAUUAACUUGCACAGCGGCCGGCACAAGGUGAAGGAAGACUCCCGUGCUAAUUAUGCCGAUGUCGUUGAGGUGGACCACGAGGCCCAGGUAAUGGUUGUAGGUGAUGUUGUCAAGUACUUUGACCGAAUUCGCAAGAAUGUGAACAAGGCAUUCAUGCGGCAGAUUUUGCGGGAUGCCUUGGGUGACUACUGCGAGCGCAAGAGGAGCGAGUCUGAGGCAGCUGGGACCAGAGGAUGGGGCAACAGCACGGCAUCACUUAUCAAGACAGGAGAGGCCCACCCAGAGAGCGGUGCGCUCGCCCCGGACGAGGUUGCCCCUGUGAACGACCCUCCAGAAGAUGCCCCGCCUGAACACGUGCAAUCCGAGGAAGCUCAACCUGAGGAGGCGCCGCCCGAGCACGUUCAGCCUGAGCCUGUGCACCCAGGAACAGUGGAGAGAGCGGCCGAGGAAAGCUCCAGCGAUGGCCGGAGGGAGGAAGGCGAAGACUGGGAGCCGUCAAUCAGCAGCAACACUUCUCACCCACCUCGCACUUCAGAUCAUCCGAGUCGUACUGCCAGAGCCGCUUCACGGUCAGGUGCGCAUUCAAGAACUCGCUCAAGGAACCACUCAAGAGCAGGAAGUCCCGUGCGAGAGGCUCAGAUUGGGUUAAGACCGGGCAUGGACCGAGCCGGACUCCAAAGCCUGCGCAAUCUUAGACGUGGGGCUCCAAGCGAGGAGCACGACGAUACGCUGUCUCUGCGGUCGCUAGCCAUGGUGGGAAGGACCGAUACGGGCUCAUCAAGACGGUCGAGGAGGUGACAUUGACUUUUUGUGCCUCGCCUAUCGUUGCUACAGACCAGUUCAGUCCUUGAAACGAUUGAUGGCGCGCUUGCCAUUAAUGCUUUAACGAGACCAGAGAUACGAGGGAUCAACGGAUUAUAUACAUAUGUAUUGGGUUUGCUCGGGGAAGGGGCUCCAUUAGAAUACCACAAGCAUCCCAUGUAACGAAAGAUUGACGAGUUCAAUGAUCAUCAAUGUUUCACGGU
This is a messenger RNA of Diaporthe batatas, 1700 nucleotides long. RefSeq lists its product as uncharacterized. Bases 226 to 1473 code for a protein of 415 amino acids. NCBI's taxonomy places the organism in Eukaryota, Fungi, Ascomycota, Sordariomycetes, Diaporthales, Diaporthaceae. The record is from RefSeq and is a predicted model, not a curated record. The transcript is spliced from 4 exons.